CAGCCAGAGUCAAGUCAGAAGGAGAAUUUGGAUCUGCAGGCGCUGAGUCACCUCCUGCAAACUCCAAACGAGGUAUGAGAUUUACAGGACCUCCAAUCAAAUUAAAGGUGUCCCAGGGUCAACCCGUGAAACUAAAUUGCAGCCUGGAGGGAAUGGAAGAUCCCGAGAUGUUGUGGAUCAAGGACGGAGCAGUGGUGCAAAGCGUAGACCAGGUGUACAUUCCAGUAGAUGAAGAACACUGGAUCGGCUUCCUCAGCUUGAAAUCCGUCGAGCGGACAGAUUCUGGGAAGUACUGGUGCCAGGUUGAGAACGGGGGGAAGAAGGAAGAAUCACAACAAGUGUGGCUCAUAGUGGAAGGUGUGCCCUAUUUCACUGUGGAACCUGAGGAUGUGUCCGUGUCCCCUAAUGCCCCUUUUCAUAUGGCCUGUGCUGCUGUCGGUCCCCCUGAACCAGUGACAAUUGUCUGGUGGAUGGGAGACUCUAGAGUGGGGCUUCCAGACGUCUCCCCCUCCAUCUUAAACGUGUCAGGUAUUAAUCAAAGCACAGUUUUCUCCUGCGAAGCUCACAACGUAAAGGGAUUGUCUUCAUCUCGGACUGCCACUGUUCAAAUCAAAGCCAUGCCUCUCCCGCCUCUCAAUGUAACUGUGAGCCAAGUCACCAGCAGCAAUGCCAGCGUGGUCUGGGUGCCAGGAUUUGAUGGCCGUGCACCUCUGCAUUCUUGCACUCUUCAGGUAGCUGAGUCACCAGAUGGGCAGGAGGUGUCCACUGAGGUCACCCCAGUGCCACCCUUUUCCUACACCGUGCAAGGCCUGAAGCAUUCCAGCAACUACAGCGUCCGUGUGCAGUGCAGCAAUGAGAUGGGCAGCUCCCCUUUCACCGACAGGGUUUAUUUCCAGACCCUGCAGCUUGCUCCAAACAGCACCCCUCAAAAUAUCCAUGUCAUUCAAAGAGAUCCUGGUUUAAUUUUGGAGUGGGAAGGUGUGGCUCCAGAUGUGCUGAAAGAAAAUGUCCUGGGAUACAGACUGGAAUGGAUUCAGGAUAAUGUAACUCAGGGGGAGAUGAUCGUGCAGGACACAAAAGCCAAUCUCACCAUGUGGAAUCCUCUCAAAGACCUGAUUAUCAGGGUGUGUGUGCUGAACUCUGCAGGGUGUGGGCCCUGGAGUGACCUCUUCCUGCUCGAAGCCCAGGAGGUCAUGGGUGGCCAGAGACAACCUCCUUAUGGGACAUCCUGGGUUCCUGUGGCAUUGGGCAUUCUCACAGCUCUGGUCACUGCUGUUGCCCUGGCUCUUAUUCUCCUUCGAAAAAGAAGAAAGGAAACUCGGUUUGGCCAUGCCUUUGGCAGUGUGGUUGGCAGAGGGGAUCCAGCAGUCCAUUUCAGAGCUGCCAGGUCUUUCAACAGGGAGGGCCCAGAGCUCAUUGAAGCAACAUUGGAGAGUGUAGGGAUCAGUGAUGAGUUGAAGACAAAACUAAAAGAUGUCUUAAUCCAGGAACAGCAGUUCACCCUGGGAAGAAUGUUGGGCAAGGGGGAGUUUGGGUCUGUUCGAGAGGCGCUACUGAAGCUGGGUGAUGGCUCUUUCCAGAAAGUGGCAGUGAAGAUGCUGAAAGCGGACAUCUUCACCUCGACUGACAUUGAGGAGUUCCUGCGGGAGGCUGCCUGUAUGAAGGAGUUUGACCACCCUCAUGUCACCAAACUGAUUGGGGUCAGUCUGCGAAGCCGCCCCAAGGGCCGUCUCCCCAUUCCCAUGGUGAUCCUGCCCUUCAUGAAGCACGGAGACCUCCACGCGUUUCUGCUGAUGUCACGGAUUGGGGAAAACCCCUUUAACUUGCCUGUUCAGACACUCCUCAAGUUCAUGAUUGAUAUUGCCAGUGGGAUGGAGUACUUGAGCUCAAAAAAUUUCAUACACAGGGACCUUGCAGCUCGGAACUGCAUGUUGGAUGAGAACAUGAACGUGAGUGUUGCAGACUUUGGACUUUCUAAGAAAAUCUACAGUGGAGACUACUACCGCCAGGGCUGUGCCUCCAAGCUGCCAGUGAAGUGGCUUGCUCUGGAAAGCCUGGCAGAUAAUCUGUACACAACACACAGUGAUGUGUGGGCAUUUGGGGUGACCAUGUGGGAGAUUGUGACCCGAGGGCAAACCCCUUAUGCUGGCAUUGAGAAUGCAGAAAUCUACAACUACCUCAUCAGUGGGAACAGGCUGAAGCAGCCCCCGGAGUGCCUGGAAGAUGUCUAUGAUCUCAUGUGCAGAUGCUGGCAUCCUGAGCCCAAGCUACGCCCCAGCUUCGGAGUACUGCGGUCCCAGCUGGAAAUGAUUCGCGGGAGGAUGUCCACGCUCUCUUCCAGCCAAGAUCCUCUCUAUGUCAACAUUGGGAAGGACAAAGAGGUGUCUGCAAGUGACCCUGCCCUGCACGCCUCCUUUGGAAAUAUGGAUGCUGAAGAGACUGUUGCUGGGGCAGCUGCUGCUGUCACAAGUGACUAUCGUUACAUCAUGAGCCCCCUGUGCCUUGGAGAUGAUGCUGAGGGUGAAAGGCAUCCAGAUGGACAAGAAGGGGAGGACAAAAGCCUUCUGUAUGAGCUAGAGACAGAAGGAGAGAAAAGUUGCUAGCCUGUACAUAGCAGUGACACUCUGCUUCCCUGGGACUGGAUGUGUGCAGCAUGGUGCUGUGUCUCCUGGGGCUCUGAUGCCAGACCUGGAAUGGCUUUGAACAGCACUGGCCAGGGCUCUUGGGCAGCUUUUGUAGCUUUCACCACCUGUGUGGGCUGCAGUAGCAAAUAACUUGGAAGAACUGCAACCCCAACAACCCCUUGGAUUUGGGGGGGGAGGCAGUAGAGUUGCAGGUUGACCACAUCCUGCUGACAGGAGUUCAGAGCUAAGGUGGCAGUCAGAGUCUGUGCUCUGCUUCUUCUCACUGAGUGCUGGAGCAGAGCUGAAUACACCUUCUGUUCAGUCAGUG
Ficedula albicollis (Collared flycatcher) is the source of this 2952-nucleotide messenger RNA. It is a transcript of the gene TYRO3, whose product is annotated as TYRO3 protein tyrosine kinase. The record is from RefSeq and is a predicted model, not a curated record. The transcript has 19 exons. NCBI's taxonomy places the organism in Eukaryota, Metazoa, Chordata, Aves, Passeriformes, Muscicapidae. Gene Ontology annotation, cellular component: signaling receptor complex. Gene Ontology annotation, biological process: nervous system development; protein phosphorylation; multicellular organism development. Gene Ontology annotation, molecular function: transmembrane receptor protein tyrosine kinase activity; ATP binding; protein binding. Bases 75 to 2603 code for a protein of 842 amino acids.